Molecule: messenger RNA, 2301 nt
Organism: Danaus chrysippus (African queen)
Lineage: Eukaryota; Metazoa; Arthropoda; Insecta; Lepidoptera; Nymphalidae
Source: the annotation of a GenBank genome assembly
AUGGACGGUGGACUGUUGGAAGAUGAAAAAUCUGAAGUUGAGUUCGACACUAGCUUUUACAAUGACUGGGACGCUGAAAUAAACCGCUUCAGAAGACAGGAGUCACCAGACCAGGAACCGGAAACCAAGGAGUACUUCCUCACCCCAUUAUAUGCUAUAACAGGAUUCUUCGCUUUCAUGAUGUUUAUAGGACCGUUCCUUGUGAAAAGAGGUCCACUUAGAGGGAGUUUUGUAGACCUUGCGACUUUAGCAAUGCAUCGUCGGCAGGAAUUGGAUGAAAGAAUAAGAGUUUUUCUAGAUAAAUGCGAUCUUGCCAUCGAUGGAAUAGAAAAUCUUAAAACACAGGCCAAAAGUUUCGUCGAUCACUUAAAUUGUGAACCGUCAGAACUGAAAGACCGAUUUCUGAAUUCGAUGAAGAAAUUAGAUGAAUAUAAUUAUCUCAUAACAGAUUUUAAUUUAGCUGUGAGUAAAAUUGAUUCAAACAGCACAAUAAGCACUACUCCUGUUCAAGAUAUCUCAACUAGUUUAAUGAUACCAGAAUGUGUUAGUUAUAACCUUCUUGAUGCAAUCAGCGAACCGAAACCUUCAACAUCAAAAGCUCUGGAGAAACAGAAAAGGAAGAGGGUGCCAAGGGAGGAUCAGCUUCUCAUAACAUUUUCAAGCAAUUCAUGUUCAUCGGAGAGUGUUCCAAUAACAAAAUCUGAAAAGAAUAUCCAAUCUGAUAUUGAAGAGAAUAUUAAAAAGAUCUCCUUAGAUGAUUCUUGUUCUGAAUGUAACCUGCCGGCCCAGAGCAUCUUGCAGGUGGAUAACAUUUAUACAGCUGCUAUAGUACAUGUGGAUGGCAUAUCAUUCUGGGUUAUAACAGAUAAUCUGACGGAAGUUUGCGAUUUAAUGACAGAAAUGACCAGUUACUAUAAAGAGAAUUUGGUGGAGUUAAAUCUUGACCAAGUAAUGGCUUUGACCUACUGCGCGUAUCAUGAUAACGAAGACAAUGAAUGCUUCUACAGAGGACUAUUCAUUAGGCUAAGUGAAGAGGACAUGUGUAUGGCGGAGGUGUUCCUUGUAGACACGGGUGAGACACGCCGGGUCCAGGCUUCAACACUCCAGCCUCUACUGCCACAGUUUGCUAACAUUCCACCGUAUGCACGGUGCUGCCAUCUAGCGGGGUCAGUUUCAGAUGAACUCGAUAACUAUGAACAUGUAAUAGAAGGAAUUCUGAAGAAGUACAUCGGAAAGACAUGCAAGAUUAAGGUUGAUGACAAUACAUCGGAAUCAUUGGGGGUGUAUGUCAUUGUUAAGUCUGAAAGAUCAUCAGACCAUGAAAUUCUCAACGACAUCAUACUCAAAGAAAGUCAGGCUUUAAUAGAUGAUAAAACCUCUCAAGGCCCUGUGUCUAAGGUCGAUGACUUUGAUGAAGCUACCUUCGAUAUAACAAACUGUCCUGAAUACGAGGAUCCUCUGGAAGCUGUUACAGGUUAUCACAACCGUGAUGAGAUGGACAUCUGCAAGCACUACAAGGGAGGAGCUGACAAGACCUGCUUCAAGGGUUCCAGGUGUAGGAAGAGACAUGUACUCAAACAUCCAGAUGGCUGGACGUUAGAUCAGGUGCCAGUGGUUGCCAAGUUCAGACCUCUACCGCUCCCCGCCCCUGACACAUGGCUAAAGGUCAAGGUCACGCACGUCGCGCACUUUGACCGCUUCUACGUACACAUUGUGGAUGAAAAACAGGUCACGUGUCCAGGUCCUCCCAGUUUCGGCGUGGUGCUGCCUCCCAGGAAUCUGGACGAACUCGUCAUUCAGAUGAACAGUAACGCCGCUCGAAUGGCCUACAGAAAACUAACGAUAGUGCCAGCGCCGGGCGAGCUUGUGGCGGCCUUGUACUUGGACGACAUGUGGUACCGAGCGAGAGUGGUGUCAUCUACACGAGCUGAUCAAAAUGUAGAGGUGAUGUAUAUAGACUACGGUAACGUAGUGUGGGUGAAUGAAGAUGCUGUUCGUGAGUUAGAGCCUCGUUUUUGGUCGCUCGAGGCGCAAGCGUGUCGCUGUGUACUAGCCGGAGUGCGUCCUACAAGCAGCGACUCACGACAAUGGGCAGCCGCUAGGGACUACCUCACGAGACUCAUCAAUGAAAGGACACUACGGGCUCAUGUCAUAGCUCGGGAUUAUGACGAAAUUACAGUGGAACUGUUUGAUGAUGGGGAACGGAAUAUUAGCGAGUUGAUGGCUGCCGGCGGGUACGUGAAGCUUUUACACUACGAUGUCAUACAUGACACAAGCCGCACGCAGAUUGUUGUACCGUAA